GAGGCAUGUUUUAAUUAACCUACACGGCUUGUAUUUGUAAUAACUCCUAUUAUCAUUAAUAACAAACCGGGUUACAGGUGAUUUCACCUACAACCCUUCCGAUUACUCACACUUAAUAUUUGCGUGGUAAUUUACACCAUCAAAUUGGCGCCGACCGUGGGACCUAUUAGAAAAAAGUCAUGGCCAGUAAUCAGGAAACCGUGAUCUCACAAAUUUCUACUCCCGCUGAGAAUGUCAUUUCAUUCCCGGGAGGAAGUUCCCAACCGUCAAGCCAGGUUCCUACCCCCAUAAUCACCAUUCCACCACCUAUCCCAUUCACUUCCCCCGUGAACCCUGUUCCCGUUUUUCCUUCAAAUUUCCCCGGACCCCUUGAUCCAAUGUACAGCCAGGCUCUUCAGAAUUUUGGACAUUUCAUGUCCAUGUUCCAGCAGCCGGGAGGGUUUUCACUUUUCAAUCCGGGAUUGUAUCCACAAUCCUCGCCUCAAACUAACGUCAUUCGCCCGAUCGUUCCGACAAACCUGAUCGGGGAGAUGGAUAAAGCUGGUCCAUCCCGGUCUAGAAGGAGCCGGUCCCGUAGGUCACAGACAAAGGUGACCUCGGACGGGGAUGUGCGUUCAGUGCACAGCAAAGACGAGGAUUGGGACGUCCCCCAGGCGAUCAAGAAGUUGAAGGGAAAGGCAGUUCAGCCAGAAGGAUCUAGGAGCAAGGCCUCAGUAGCUUAUCCACAGGGAAAUGGCCAAGUUGAAAAUGCUAACCGGACGAUAGUGGACGGCCUAAGGAAGAGGUUGGGAGAAGAAGGCCAUAAAUGGUUGGAAGCUUUGCCUCACACGGUCUGGGCGCAUAGGGUGACUUCAAGAAGGGCAACCGGAGAAACUCGAUUUGUGCUCACUUACGGAUGUGAAGCCCGGUUGCCAGUUGAAGCGGAAAUUCCAACAUUUAGAGAAACCGUGUAUCAGCCCGGCCAGAACGAGGUCGACCACCUAGCUGAGUUGAAUCUGGUGGAAGAACGAAGGACCAUAGCAGCUGUUAAGAUGGCCGGUUAUCAGAAGUCGGUAAAGCGGUAUCAUGACAACCGGGUAGGACCGCGAUACUUCCAGGUGCAUGAUGAAGUCUUGCGCAGGAGGGAUGCUAGUAAGCCUAAUGAGAGGGGCAAGCUGGCGCGUAACUGGGAAAGGCCCUAUCGUGUAAAAGCAAUUGUCAGACCGGGCACUUACCAGUUGGAGACUAUGGAAGGUGGCCGGGUCGAGCGACACUAGAACUCUCAUCACUUACGUAAAUUUUAUAGAUAAAGUGUAACUGGUUCCUGACCAUUAAUAAAAGUUCGCUCUUUUCGGAAAGAUUGUCCUCAUAUAUUAACCGGUAAUUCGUCGCGUACCAAUCUACCCGGUUAGACGUCCAAUCGAAUUGGACGUCUCAAAAAAAAAAAAAAGACUGGUCUGACCG
Molecule: messenger RNA, 1443 nt
Organism: Cuscuta campestris
Lineage: Eukaryota; Viridiplantae; Streptophyta; Magnoliopsida; Solanales; Convolvulaceae
Source: the annotation of a GenBank genome assembly